Molecule: messenger RNA, 594 nt
Organism: Ostertagia ostertagi
Lineage: Eukaryota; Metazoa; Nematoda; Chromadorea; Rhabditida; Trichostrongylidae
Source: the annotation of a GenBank genome assembly
AUGGCAACCAUACAAGAAGUUGGCGACCGGUUGGUUCUUUGUGCCUCAUCGCACAUAUUCGUUGCUCAGAUGUCAUCGGACGGAUUAUCCAUAGAAUGUAAGUUCGAUGUGAAAGAAGUCUCGGAUUCGUUACCUCCACCGCGUAAGGAGAAAUGUGAGGAAGGAGAGCAGGAACGCGAGACGAAGAAAAUCGACGAUGCAAACAUCCAGUGUGGAUCGCUGCUGGGUGUUGCUACGUCUGCAAAGACAGUGCUUAUCUUCGAGCUACCCACAUUAUCACUCCGAAGAGGGUUUCGAAUUCCUAAAGCACCAACUUCAAUAACGUUUGAUAGGGACACUUCAUACGUGGUAGUAGGGGAUCGAGCUGGCCACGUAUGCAGGUAUGCUGUUGUUCCAACAAACGAAUGCGGGUAUACCGAUAUAACUGGAGAAGCAAGUUCAUAUGAGGGCGAACCCCUUUCGGGUACGAUUUCUAUGGUCCUUGAUGUCGCGAUGUCAAACAAUGGUCGAUACAUGUUUGUGGCAGAUCGUGACGAGAAAAUCAGAGUCUCGCGAUAUCCAGAGGUUUGUUGUUGCGCCAUCACGCGAUAUUGA